UGCUGCUUACACUUGCUUCUGACACAGCUGUGUUUGCUAGCAACCACACAAACAGACACCAUGGGAUUUCUGACUGCCGAGGAGAAGAGUCUGGUCAAUGACCUGUGGAGCAAGGUGAACGUGGACGAAGUUGGCGGUGAGGCCCUGGGCAGGCUGCUGGUUGUCUACCCCUGGACUCAGAGGUUCUUCCAAUCCUUUGGGGACCUGUCCUCUGCUGAUGCCAUUAUGGGCAACAGUAAGGUGAAGGCCCACGGCAAGAAGGUGCUGAACUCCUUCAGUGAUGGCCUGAAACAUAUCGAAGACCUCAAGGGCACCUUUGCUAAGCUCAGUGAGCUGCACUGUGACAAGCUGCACGUGGAUCCCGAGAACUUCAAGCUCCUGGGCAACGUGCUGGUGUGUGUGCUGGCUCACCACUUUGGCAAUGAGUUCACCCCCCCGGUGCAGGCUGCCUAUCAGAAGGUGGUGGCUGGUGUGGCCAAAGCCCUGGCUCACAAGUACCAUUGAGAUCAUGACGGAAGAACCUGAAUCCUUAAAUUCUAUCUUCUGAACUUGGCAAAAUAAUGUCUACCUUCAAGGGUAUGGAUUCUGUCUAAUAAAGAACUUUCAACUCA
This is a messenger RNA of Hyaena hyaena (striped hyena), 611 nucleotides long. RefSeq names its product hemoglobin subunit beta-like. The transcript has 3 exons. Bases 61 to 504 code for a protein of 147 amino acids. The record is from RefSeq and is a predicted model, not a curated record. Gene Ontology annotation, molecular function: hemoglobin alpha binding; oxygen carrier activity; organic acid binding. Gene Ontology annotation, cellular component: haptoglobin-hemoglobin complex; blood microparticle; hemoglobin complex. Lineage: Eukaryota; Metazoa; Chordata; Mammalia; Carnivora; Hyaenidae. Gene Ontology annotation, biological process: hydrogen peroxide catabolic process; oxygen transport.